AUGGGGACACCAAAGCAGACAUUGUUGACUUAUUUGCUCACUAGUGGAGAUAAUAAGACAUUUCUUCCAGAAGAUGUUGCAGGACCUUAUGGAAUUCCUCCAAACCCAGCAAGACGUGCUCUUUUCAUUGUCUACCAUACAGCGGUUCCUUAUAUUGCAGAACAAAUUAGUUCUAGAGUAGUUUCCCAUGCCAUUGUUCUGGCUGAUUCACAGUCUGAUGAGCCCUAUAACAAUGAUGCUCCAGGAAGCAAUUUAUAUGUCCAGGUGCUCCCUAUAGCUCGAGAAUUUUUGCAAUUGGUUCUUUGUGCUAACCUAAUGUUCUUCUACUUUGAAGGCCUCUAUUGUCAUAUAUCAAAACGUGCUGCAGGCAUUCGUUAUGUGUUCAUUCGUUAUUUGAAUUUUAAAUAG
Messenger RNA from Quercus lobata, 408 nucleotides. RefSeq names its product peroxisome biogenesis factor 10-like. Lineage: Eukaryota; Viridiplantae; Streptophyta; Magnoliopsida; Fagales; Fagaceae. Gene Ontology annotation, biological process: protein import into peroxisome matrix. Gene Ontology annotation, molecular function: zinc ion binding. The transcript is spliced from 5 exons. The record is from RefSeq and is a predicted model, not a curated record. Gene Ontology annotation, cellular component: peroxisomal membrane. Bases 1 to 408 code for a protein of 135 amino acids.